Messenger RNA from Mollisia scopiformis, 840 nucleotides. RefSeq lists its product as uncharacterized. The transcript has 3 exons. Lineage: Eukaryota; Fungi; Ascomycota; Leotiomycetes; Helotiales; Mollisiaceae. Bases 1 to 840 code for a protein of 279 amino acids. The record is from RefSeq and is a predicted model, not a curated record.
AUGCUUUCUAAAGGGGGAGAGCGUCGUCAGAUCGACGCCUUACCAUCGACCGUUCGGUCUCGGGAGAUGAAAGUGCUGAUGCUAGGAGGACCACGUACAGGAACAUCCGCUCUCUUCGCAGCUUUGUCAUAUCUGGGAUUCAAGCCAUACCAUCAUGCGGCUGUCGGAACAAGCCCCGAACUUAUAACCCGCGACUACAAACUUUGGAGCGAAGCAAUAUGCGCAAAGUUUAUGGGACAGGGAACACCCUAUGGGAGAGAGGAGUUCGAUAAGAUGUUAGGGGACUACGAUGCAGUUGGCGAUGUUCCCCCCUCGCUUUUUGUAGAAGAUCUCCUACAGGCUUACCCAGACGCUAAAGUGAUCCUCACGCUUCGCGAUCCGGACUCCUGGUACCAAUCAUUAAAACGGACCAUCAUUCACUGGCAUCAAAAGCUCUCUUUACGGAUCCUCUCCGUUCUGGAGCCCGAAGUCUGUGGGCCACUGAUGACAUGUAUGCCAUUAAGUUUGGAUAUCAUCACUGGUGGAGAUUGGUCCGAUGGAGAGAAAGCCAAACAGUGGUACGCAGAACACUACGAGAAAGUGAGACGGUUGGUACCGAAAGAAAAGCUGUUGGAGUUUGGUCCGGACUUUCAGUGGGAACCUUUGUGCAAGUUCUUGAGUGUUGAACUUCCGCCGCCAAUGUACCCGAGGAUUAAUUCGGUCGCGGAAUGCGAUUUGGUGUAUGGGAUGGCGGUCGAUAUGGCGAUAUGGACGGUUGCGAAGAAAGCAGCGGUGAGAGUGCUGCCCGUGCUGGCUUUGGGUGUAGGGGGGUAUUUUUAUAGAUCGAGUUUUGGCUGGUAG